Pygocentrus nattereri (red-bellied piranha) is the source of this 2145-nucleotide messenger RNA. RefSeq lists its product as uncharacterized. Bases 4 to 2145 code for a protein of 713 amino acids. The transcript has 14 exons. Lineage: Eukaryota; Metazoa; Chordata; Actinopteri; Characiformes; Serrasalmidae. The record is from RefSeq and is a predicted model, not a curated record.
AUAAUGAAAAUGUACCUUGGUCUCACAUUGCUUUUUGUUCCAAACUCAGGUAAAAGGAGCAGUUCUGAAGUGGCUGAACCAGUAUUUCAGCAGCCUGAGCCAACACCUUAUGAUAGUGCUCAAGAACUUAAUGCACUGCAAGACCUUCUCAGGGACAUUCCUCCACAAGAGAAGGGCACUGUGCCACUAAGCUGGGCUGAACGGCAAGCUCAAAGCUCAGAGAAGUGGAAUGCUUCUAGAUCAGCCAUGGUUAAAAACAUAUUUCUCGCAGAGCACACAGACACCUAUAUCUGUGACAUCUGCCUGCAAAACACAUCUGUUGUGAGGUGCAGAGAUUGUUUGCCAAGACAGUUCCUGUGCAGUUCCUGCGAUACACAGAUACAUCAGCACAUCCUCCAUAACCGAGAAGCCAUGUUUGAGGGAUUCUAUCAACCCUUAGCCCCAAACAUGAUCAUUCAACUUCAAAAUGAUGGGUCACACCAGAUAAAGCAUGAAGUUCGACUGUUGCCGGUUCGUCUACCUCAACAGUGUACCUGUUCUCACAGUCAGCUAAAGCUGACCUGUGGCAAAGAGGUCAUCCUUGUUGGAAUUAAUGGACGGUACCAACUAAAUUUGCCAACAUUGAGCUGUUCUCAGUGCAUGAAAAGCUGGACCACUGGACUUGAUGAACUAGUACAAUGUGGAUAUUGGCCUGCUACCAUCAACCACCAGACCAUCUUCCAUGUAGACCUGUUCCAGUCUUUCCAGGAUCUGAAGCAGCUGGCUCCUGGGCUUUCUCGUCAAGCAUUUAUUGGAAUGCUUGAUGAAAGAACAAAGUAUUUUGGCAGAACCGGAAAAAUAUGUGGUGACACAUUCCAGCGGUCAUUUCUGGAGUGGUGCUACGCGCAGCAUGAGGUGGACAAACUGUUGGAAGUUGAGCCCUUCCGGUGUACAGCAUGUUCACCACAAAUGCAUGCUGUAUCAGUGGAUGGAAAUAGAAAAUUAUACCGAUUUAAGAAUGCAUCAGGAAGUGCCACAAAGGGACUUUUUGAUGGCACCUUCCUGGCCAGAGAUGAGGAGGUGUCAAGUUUUGUUGCUCAAAUCCAGCAGGCAACCAAACAUACUCCUGGGAAAGGAAUGUGCGGAUCAUCACAAUGGACAGCUGCAAAAGAGCAUUCUGGGAAAUCUGCCUCAAAAAUUGAUGAGGAGGGGCUGGAAAUCGCUGUGUGCCGGCAUGGGGUGCUUUUGAGAGCACUGAAUAUGUUCAGAGGGGAGAUUUAUGCUUACCCUCUGUAUCUGCAGAAGGAACUGUCCCCCUCAAAUGUUUCCUUUUUCUGUUCAGAUGUGGCAUGCAAGUAUUAUCCGUAUUUGGAAAAGGUCUCCAAUAAGUGCUCUGAACUGCAGGGACUAUUGGAGAUGCAUCCACUUCUUUCAGUGAUGCAUGCCAAAGCACACUCCUGGACAUGUGAGUUGAAAUGGGGUGGACGCAAUCAAGAAGGCGCUGGCAAUACCAUUGGUGAGGAAGUGGAGCAGGUAAAUAGCUUCCUGUCCAGGGCUGCUAUCUCCACAAAAUACAUGUCUAAAGGUGGAAGAACAGACAUGCUCACAGUUCUGGCAAUGGGGUGGAACAAAAAGAAAAUGAGUAACAUGGACAAAAUAUUGGCCCAAAGAUAUGCUAAGGCCGUCCAGAGAGUGGCAGAUGAUAAGCUUAAGCUGGAGGAGCUCAAAGCUGAGGUAAGGAUUGAUGAUGCUGUUAUCCAACAGUGGGUCACUGAGGUGCAACACUGGCCUGAAGCAAAUUCUAGUUUGGAGGGUGAAGCCUCAAGGGAGGUCAUCCUGAAGAAGAAAAUUGAAGGACUGUACCUUAGUGUCAUGCAGAGGAAACAUCGCCUUUACCGUCAGACAGACAGCAACAAGAGACGAUAUAAGUUGCGCCAGAAAAUUGCAGAGGAAAAGGCAGCUUUAUCUUCUGCUAUUGAAGAGCUACGUGAACAGACGGACAUCAUUCUGCCUGCUGUUGAUGAGCUUCUCUUGACUGAAAAUUUUGUUGUCUAUGGGUGUAACUGCAUUGGGCAGCAACCAGUUGGGAAGACUUUGACCAAUCAUAGUGGUAGUUUUAAACUCUUCAAACAGGCUACAAGCGGAGAGCCGUCAAAACGAAAGUAA